UCUUCUUGCUUACCUUGUGUUUUCUCACAGACUAGUAUAUCGAUUUCCAAAUAAAACCAGCCAUGAGUAUUCGAGCCUGAAGGAUUGCUUGCAAACGCAAAGCAUGUUAUGCUUUGAUAAAUAAUUCAGAGACUAUAUGAGGAACAGAUUUCUGCUGUGACAUUGUGAAUUAAUGUUUAUGUGGCAACUGGUAAAAAACUGCAACUAAAACAUAGGACAGCUUUGAAUAUUUGAGUCCUAACUGAACAGAGAAGAUCUAAGAAAGAAAAUCUGGUUGAAAGAUUCAUUUGUCAGUCAAAAUAAAGAUGGUCAUUAUUUCGGAGGGUACCCUAAUGACAUGGGAAGAGAUUAAACCCUAUAUUCCAUGUGUCAAGAAACAAGCAAGACUGCAGUUUGUUCAUCUGUAUAGGAGAUAUAAGGACAAAAAGAAUUAUCCAUUUUAUUGGGGUGACGAGACUGAAUAUACGUUAAUACGAUUUGACCAUGAGAAACGUGUUGUCCAGUUACUGUUGACUGCUACAUCUUUACUUGCAUCUCCUGAAGUAAAAGGAUUAGAAUCAUGCUUGUGGACCCCAGAAUGUGCUGAAUUUACGAUGGAAGGCAAACCCAGGAAUCCUUUUGGUAGCUCCUUGACUGAUCUGAAUCGUAUAGAAGAUUAUUUUAAAGAAAGGCGUAAAUCACUGAAACAAUUGUUGGGUCCAAACCAAAGUCUGGUUACUUUAACAACUUUUCCAAGAUUGGGUUGCCCUAAUUUCUCUUUUCCUGCUUAUGAAGCAAACAAGCAAGCAACUGGAAUUCACCAAUCAGUUUUUAUAGCAGACGCUGCCUUGGGUUCACACUUUGAGUUCUUUAAAAACAUUUUUGAAAAUAUGGCAAACAGAAGAAACUGUAAAACUGUUAUCAAUGUCCCAAUUUAUAAAGAUAAAAAUACCGUAAUGCCAUAUGGAGAAGAUUUGUCCGAAUAUGGAGACAAUGAAGAAAUGAAGAAAAGUCUGAAACCAGAAUAUAUUUAUAUGGACUCACCAAUAUUCGGACUUGGUUGUUGUUCUAUACAAGUUACUUUUCAAGCUGCUGAUAUGAAAGAAGCUGUAUAUCUCUUUGACAAUCUGGUACCUCUUACUCCAAUUAUGUUGGCACUGACAGCUGCCGCUCCUAUUCAUCGAGGAUUUUUGUCUGAUACUGACUGCCGUUGGUGUGCUCUGAUUCCCACUUGUGAAGAUCGUACCAAACAAGAACAGGGUUUGGAACCUUUAACAAAUGGCAACAUCUUGGUGAAGAAAUCUCGUUUUGAUACAUUGAGCAGUUACCUUUCUGUGAGCGACCAAUUUUAUAAUGACUAUGAUUUCAGUUAUGAUCAUGAACAGUAUGAAUUAUUGAAGGCUGAAGGUGUUGAUGAAAUGAUGGCGAAAUAUAUUGCCCAGUUCCUGAUUAGAGAUCCUAUCACUUUAUUCAAAGAAAAGCUUCACCAAGACAAUGCCAAGGAUACUGAUCACAUUCAGACCAUCAUUGGAAGUAAUUGGCACAGCAUAAGACUGAAACUUCCUGAUGAAAAAUCUGGAUGGAAAAUAGAAUUUAGAACAAUGGAGCUUCAAUUGACCGACUUUGAAAAUGCUGCUCUUGUUGUGUUUAUUCUUCUUCUCACUCGAGCUAUUGUUACUUUCAAACUGAACCUUUUGAUCCCGAUAACAAAGGUUGAAGAAAACAUUUCAAUAGCACAGAAGCGUGAUGCCAUCAAUAAAGAAAAGUUUUACUUCAAGAAAGAUAUUCAAAAAGACUUUGCUGGUUGUGAACUAACUGAUGAUAUUUACACCUUGAUGACGAUAAAUGACAUCAUGAAUGGAAAGGAUGAUUUCCCUGGUUUAAUUCCUCUCAUACACAAAUAUCUUGAUUACAUUGACUAUGAUGCCAAUGGCAGACCUCAGAUAAUGCAAUACCUGAAAUAUAUCUCAGACAAAGCUGCAGGAAAUAUAAUGACAAUGGCUCAAUGGACAAGGCAGUUUGUUAGAAAUCAUGAGGAUUACAAGAAUGAUUCUGUUAUCAGUGAGAGAAUCACUUAUGAUUUUAUGAUGGAAUGUGAAAAGAUUGUCGACACUGAAGAAGGAUGUCCACAAAUAUUUAUCAAGUGAUAAGAAAUAUUCCAACAACUUUGUCUUAUAUUUAAUUAAUUUGUUUAAUUAACUAUACAGAAAAUAUAAUCUACAAAACCAAAGUAAUUUUAUAGUGAAACAAAGAAAUAUGUGGGUUUAUGUGUAGAUAGACAGAUGGAUGGAUGGAUAGAUAUAGAUAGAAACAGAUAUUCAGGUACAUAAAAAGGCAGACAGACACAGAAAUAGUUAGGUCAGUGUACAAAUAAAACAAUACAGCACUCAAUAAUUUUAUAGGAUGUACAUUAUUUACAUUUGACAGAUAUUUGUCCUCAUCUGGUUUGUUGUUAACACGUUUCGGCCAAUGUACUCUCCAGCCUUCAUCAGGUGUCCUGGGGGAAUUUCAAACCUGGGUUCUCAUUCCUAAGGUAUUUUUCCAAUGUUAUUAUUAUUCAGGUCACUGCCUGGAAUCGAACUUGGAAUCUUGCAGUUAAUAGCCUGUGCUCUUAACCACUAUGCUAUAUGCCCAUGGGCAAUUAUGGAGUGAAUUUUAGGGCUUAUAAAUCUAAUAUUCUCCUAUCCUUCCUUAAUACCGGUUUCCAUAUGCUGUUCAUAUCUGCACUCGGUCUGCUUAGGAAGUUAUUAUGUCCUAGCAUAUGUGCUGCCUCUUUUAGUUUUCAUAUUUUCCAGUGGUGUUCUCUGUCUAUUAUUUUAACUUCAUCCCACAGGGAUGAUGAUGAUGAUAACAACAACAUCGGAAAAAUACCUUAGGAAUGAGAACCCAGGUUCAAAAUUCUCCCAGGACAAAGGUGGACUUACCCUUUGACUAUUUCCAUUUUAUAUAAAUUUUCUUCCUUAUAAUCUGACCAUUAAGAGAGAAUGGUAAUUUAUAGUCAAUCUGACCCUUUUCUUUUCUUUCUUUAUGCAUUUUGUAUUUUGAUUGAAAUUGUAUUUUAUCUGUCGGUAUAUCUAUAAGUUUAGUUUUGUUUGUAAACUGCUGAAAACAACACAUCACUUUGGGAAUACAUUAUCACACUGAAACGAUGAGAGGAUCUAACGAAGAAUAUGUUUAAACAAUCACCAGAGGAGAUGCAUUCCACACCUUGGAUCUAAGAUAAUAAUUGCCCAUCUCACCUAUGUACUACUAAGUGUGAGAGUGUGUCGAAACAAUUGUAGUGAUUUGCAAAUAAAGACUGUCAUUCAUUCAA
This is a messenger RNA of Octopus bimaculoides (California two-spot octopus), 3292 nucleotides long. Its product is annotated as glutamate--cysteine ligase catalytic subunit. Gene Ontology annotation, molecular function: glutamate-cysteine ligase activity. The record is from RefSeq and is a predicted model, not a curated record. Gene Ontology annotation, biological process: glutathione biosynthetic process. NCBI's taxonomy places the organism in Eukaryota, Metazoa, Mollusca, Cephalopoda, Octopoda, Octopodidae.